AUGUCCCGAGGACCCGAGUCGACCGUAAUGGAACUCCAGCCGUUGGAAAAGAAGGGUCCGAAGGCGUCGCGGCCUUCCACGUUGGAUCCCAUCCCUCAGACCCCCAACACGUCCGCGGAAUCCGUCAAGGUGCAAAGCGGUGAGUCGGGAGUGCCCGAGGUGAUGGUGUCUUCGGGUGGGGUUCUCUCGACCGCGUCCGCCACGGCCUCCACGUCCAGAAUCACCGGAAAGCGGGCUUUCUUCAAAAGGAGCAAGACUUCUCACACGUUACUCGGAGGGAAAGGGGGAACCAGUACGCUGUUUAGUGUCCAAGAACCGCGGAUCUUCGCCGGACGGUUCCUGACCGGUAAACUCCUCUCUCCCCAAAAAUCUAAAUCCGUCGCAACGGAAAGCGGUGCCAAAGGAAAAGGCGAAAGUGUGCGUUCGCCGCCUGCCCAUGUCGCUUCGUCGUCGGGAUCGUCGGGUAGUAUGCGAUAUCUGGUUCAACGCCGAUCGUCCUAUCAGGUGGAAUUGGACCUGGAACCCAGUGCCGUGUCUUCCUUCAUCGCCCCGUUAAAGUUGCCUCAACCGAUCCAGGCACCUCAGAUUCCAAAACGACGGUGCUCGUUGACUUUACCUUACCCGUGUCUGUAUGGUUCGUGGCAGUUCGCCGGCCGGCAGAGUAACUCGGGUGAAAUCCCGUCCAAUUCGAGUCAGGGGAAAUCCCAGGUCUCACUUGCGGAAUCCGUCUCUACUCACUCGGACACCGGAAUGAUCGGCGUUACUCGGACCCAUUCGGGAAAGAAAAACUCUACUUCCGGUCCAGGGAAUAAUAACGGAUCGUCUCCGAUCACGGCUCUUCCCCUCUCACCCGGCUCCUUUGGGAAUUCCCAUCGAGGGCAUCGCGAAAUAACGUUAGUGGCUCAAAAUUUUCAGCGAAUCCCGAUGAAGGAUUUUGCGGCGGAGGUCCGUGCUUCUCGGGAUGUGACCAAGUUCUUAAACCAGGCCGUGUUGUUCAUGGAUGUGAACGAGAACAACAUGGACAGCAUCGUGGACCUCAUGCUUUGCAAGAUUCUUGAUGCAGACGAACCCACGGUCUCCAUCGAAGAAGCCAAGAGCGUCCUCUUCACCCACGACUCAGGUUUGCCCUCUUCGUCUCAUUUUGCAUUUUUAGCACUCUACUCAUCUGCGAGUAAAGCCCAGAAAAUAUGCUGGCUCAAGUUUUUUUUUUAG
Molecule: messenger RNA, 1212 nt
Organism: Darwinula stevensoni
Lineage: Eukaryota; Metazoa; Arthropoda; Ostracoda; Podocopida; Darwinulidae
Source: the annotation of a GenBank genome assembly